AACUUAUCUCUAACUCAUUGGUUGAAAAAACUGCAUUAGCUUUUUCAUCCUCAACUCAAGGAAUGUGUAUAGAUGAACACCCUAAAAACUCUACUACAGAAGAACAACAAGACACUUCCAGGACUAAUGAAAAUACGAUUCUAAAUACUGAAAAUUCAAAUAGGAGAAAAAAUUAG
Molecule: messenger RNA, 176 nt
Organism: Scutellospora calospora
Lineage: Eukaryota; Fungi; Glomeromycota; Glomeromycetes; Diversisporales; Gigasporaceae
Source: the annotation of a GenBank genome assembly